AGUUUGUAGAAAAUAAUCUAAUACUAAAAAUGGGUCCAGUGGAUAAGCGAAAGGGUUUAUUUGCACGACGAAGGCAGUUAUUGCUUACAGAAGGGCCACAUUUAUAUUACGUUGAUCCUGUCAACAAAGUCCUGAAAGGUGAAAUUCCAUGGUCACAAGAACUCCGACCAGAGGCCAAGAAUUUUAAAACUUUCUUUGUCCACACGCCUAACAGGACGUAUUACCUGAUGGAUCCAAGUGGGAACGCUCACAAGUGGUGCAGAAAGAUUCAGGAAGUUUGGAGGCAGCGAUACCAGAGCCACCCGGAUGCUUCUGCUGUGCAGUGACAUGGCCUGCGGCCGGGCUGUCCUUUGCUGCCAGGAUACCUGCCCCAGCGCGGCUCGGCCGCCACCCAGGACGCUUCCACACCACCUGCCAGCCGUCUCAAGGAGAACUCAGAUGGCGGAAACCUUGCAGCUUUUUUAUUUAAAAGAAAAGAAGAAAAAAAUACUAAACCACACAAAGAACAAAACCAAUAACAAACAGGAAUCCAGGGUCGCUUUGCUUGCUCUCUGUGCUCUGUGGAGGCUUCCACGUGCUGUUGUGGCCGUGGAGACCAUGCACGGCAGCCUAGCUCCUGCCUAGACCAGUGGCCAGACUUGACAUCACCAGCCCCUCUUAGCAUCUGUGGGAACUGUGCACUUGCCACCCU
Castor canadensis (American beaver) is the source of this 691-nucleotide messenger RNA. The record is from RefSeq and is a predicted model, not a curated record. Lineage: Eukaryota; Metazoa; Chordata; Mammalia; Rodentia; Castoridae.